GAGAUGGCACAGCGGCUAGCAGGAGGGAGGAGCCGGACUGCGUCACACCGUGUAUGCGGAACUACGGCGAGGAUGAGGAAGAGCGGAGGAAGGGCCCGAUGGCCGCCCAGCGAUCCCGUGUCCGCGAUCGCCGAAUUCACCGCUAAGUGGUGAGCCAGCCAUGUGCCAGUGACCAUGGGUCAGCACCUCUGUAUCUGCGCUCGCAAUACUAUCACCAUAGAAGAGAAGAGAUACUUCUUUAUACAGAAACUAGAGGAAGGGGGGUUCAGUUAUGUGGACCUUGUGGAGGGAGUGCACGACGGACGUUUCUACGCCCUGAAGAGGAUCCUCUGCCAUGACAGAGAGGGCCGCCAGGAGGCCCAGACGGAGGUGGAGAUGCACCAGCUGUUUAAUCACCCCAAUGUCCUCUCGCUAGCUGGCCACACCUUCGUCGAUCGCGGGGGCAAGACUGAGGCCUGGCUGCUACUGCCUUAUAUCAGGAAAGGCAGCUUGUGGUCUGUGUUGGAGAAGCUGAGGGAUAAGGGUGCUUCCAUGCCUGAGGGACAAAUUCUGCACAUUUUCCAGGGAAUGUGCACUGGCCUCAGAGCCCUUCACGACAAAGGCUAUGCCCACAGGGACAUAAAGCCAACCAAUAUCCUCCUGGACGAGGACGACACACCGAUCCUGAUGGACCUCGGUUCCAUGAACAAGGCUCGUAUUGAGGUCCGAGGAUCCCGAGAGGCCAUGACCAUUCAGGACUGGGCUUCCCAGAGAUGCACCAUUUCCUACAGGGCACCAGAGCUCUUCAAUGUGGAGAGCUACUGCACCAUCGAUGAGCGCACAGACAUCUGGUCCCUGGGCUGUGUCCUCUACUCCAUGAUGAUGUUGGAGGGGCCUUAUGACAUGGUGUUCCAGAAAGGCGACAGUGUGGCGCUAGCUGUGCAGAACCCUAUUGUCAUCCCUCAACCUUGCAAGUACUCGCAAGGCCUUCAGAUGCUGCUCAGCUCUAUCAUGGUGCCCAACCCUCAGGAACGACCAGGCAUCAACUGGGUCCUUGAGCAGAUCCAGAACUUAAACAAACCAGAACGACCUGAUGAAGCCACUGCUGCGGUAUGAUGCUUCUGAGGAGGAACCUAAGUGAGGUUCCUCUCGUUUUGCUUUGGACUCUUCAUGAGGAAUGACCCGGACUUCACCCUGAACAAACACACCUCUGUGUUGACAAAUUUUCAAGCAUGUGUAUAUGCAUAUAAUACCCUCAGCCUUAUUCAUAACACCACACCUAUACAGACAGACAGACAGGAAUAAUGUUGUCCAUCGUUAAAUAAAAACACAUCGUAUUAGUCCAUUUAGCAGCAGCUAUGACAUGCCAAAUGGAAUAAUACAGCAGAUUAUGUUUUUCUAAGGAAAAUGUUUGUGUUCCUUGUGAUUUGUACUUAUGUUGAUCGAGUUUGUAUGCAGGUUUAACUGAUAUAGUAACCUGAGUUUCUAAAAUUUUACUGCCUGAUGAAAGAACGGUUCUUGUAUUAUUGGUUCUAAUUAGGUUAAAUGUGUCUGCAUGUGUAAGUAAAUUACCUGUGGUUGUUUAACGCAAAUUUCAGAAAUUGAAUGAGUUGUCUGCCUAGUUCUAGGCAGUUAUGUUAUGACGGUAAAAUACUACAAGGAUUUUGACCCUUUCAGGCUGAUGAACCCCCUGUAAAUAAUACAGGCAAAUCUUCCAAGCUAUUAAUCAGAAAUGGUGUAAAUUCUCAAAGGGCAGUAGUUUACAUUCAAGAAAAAUGUACCUUCAGGGAGAUUUAGAGUAGUGCUUCCCAACCCAGUCAUCGGGGACCCCCCAGACAGUCCACGUUUAUGCUCCCUGCCAGACAGUCCACAUGUUUGCUCCCUCCCUGAGGGCUGGGUUGGGAAAUGCUGAUUUAGAUUAUUUCCCCCCCCCCCCUGUUUUUAAAUGUAGUUCUAUAAACUGAGGGCUGCGUUUGAUCCUCAUAAAGGUUCUUUUUGCUCUUUGGGUUCCGUCGUCAUCCCUGAGUACGUCACCUGGUGAGCGAGGUCCUUCAUCACUUAUUCAGAUACCUUUUUUUUCCCUCUCUUUUACUAAGCAAACCAAUUUUGAUUCCUGCAGGAUUCUACCCAGUGUCUACGCGUGUGUGUGUGUGUUUUUUUAUGAAGGAGAACUGCGUUAGUGUUAAACUCCUCUUUUUUUUAAAUCAUAUAUUCUUUAAAUUGAAUUUAUAACUUCAGGUAGUGGAACCCAAAGAAAUGUUGUUCUGUGUGAAGGCGAUUAUAUUGGUCUUUUGCUGUUACAGAGUUGUGUUUUCAGGUAAUUUAAAAUCAUCUAUUGCACCCGUUACUGCCGAUUAGCUUUGUAACUACAGAAGGGUCACCUACCAAUGUACAAAAUACCUCUGAACAGGUUUGCUUAUCCACCAGGCCUUCAUGCGUUGUUUCCUGUACAUAGAUAUUUAUAAUAAAAGUAAUAUCUCAAAUAUGAAA
Molecule: messenger RNA, 2469 nt
Organism: Brienomyrus brachyistius
Lineage: Eukaryota; Metazoa; Chordata; Actinopteri; Osteoglossiformes; Mormyridae
Gene: stk16
Product: serine/threonine kinase 16
Exons: 8
Coding region: 175-1095 (306 amino acids)
Biological process (GO): protein phosphorylation
Cellular component (GO): Golgi apparatus; cytoplasm
Molecular function (GO): protein serine/threonine kinase activity; ATP binding
Source: RefSeq, a predicted model, not a curated record